AUGGACAGCACAGAGAAACCAGUAAGAAAUGCCAGAAGACGAAGAGAAAAAAUUGAAAAACCAGAAAAGGAUUAUGAAAUGCUACAACAAUCAUUACUAAUUGCGUUAGCAUCACCAUACUGCGAAAUUAGUUUAUCUAAACCACUUACAAAAACAAAAACAAUACCACCAAUCUUUAAGAUUCAGAAUAUAAAAUUUGAAAAAGAAGAAAUGGAUUUUGGUAGUGUUGUUGAAGAAAAAACUAAACAAAUUGUUUCAAAUGAGGUAAAUCAUGGAAUCGAUGAAAAUAAAGCAAAACGCCAUAGUGAAAUAAAUAGAAUUAGUAUUGCAGUAAAUAUGUUAUUUGAUAUUUGUCUUGAACUUGGAUAUUUCUUCACUUUAAAAAAAUCUAGGAAAAUGUCUUCUACAAUACGAAUCGAUCGUAUUGAACAAGUCUAUUUAAAUGGUUCAUUAAUUCUAUCUAAAAAUCAAGUAAAAGAAUCAAGUUUUAAAGCAUAUAAUAUUCUGAAUGCUCUUUUUGAUACUAAAGAAACUAUUGUUAUACCUCAAAAUUGUUAUGAGUUAAAAGAAGUAAUUCCUUCUUUAUCAUAA
Entamoeba histolytica HM-1:IMSS is the source of this 591-nucleotide messenger RNA. RefSeq lists its product as uncharacterized. The coding region runs from base 1 to 591 and encodes 196 amino acids. NCBI's taxonomy places the organism in Eukaryota, Evosea, Mastigamoebida, Endamoebidae. The record is from RefSeq and is a predicted model, not a curated record. The transcript has a single exon.